Molecule: messenger RNA, 2554 nt
Organism: Megachile rotundata (alfalfa leafcutting bee)
Lineage: Eukaryota; Metazoa; Arthropoda; Insecta; Hymenoptera; Megachilidae
Source: RefSeq, a predicted model, not a curated record
GGUGUUUCUGUGCAUCAGUCGAAUCAGACACUCUAUCAUUCGUUGGAAACGUCAACCUAUCAGCUAAUUCUUACGUUCGACUUUUAGCCGAAAGGUUAUCAUACAGUGGAUCUACCUGACCAUGCAGGAAGGAUGUCUUUAUAAAUUAAUUAUAAGUUUCUUUGAUGAACCUGUGAUGAAUCUGAUGAAUUUCUUCUUUGAUGAAUUUGUUCUUGAACCUUUCUACCUGUUCAUCAAAUUGUUCUAACAGAGCAAGACAUUCAAGGUCAUCACACUUAAGGAACCUUCACAAAGUUAGGUUAGGUUCCUUAAGAGUCCUUCCUGCAAGGUACACUAACCUUAUCUAUCGUGCUACAGAACACUAAAGCAAUCGUUAUCAGGCAGUAGCCCACAAAAUGUAUACAGAUACAUAAACGAGUAAGCAAAGCGAUACAAGAUUCCAUAGGAAGUCCACGGGUGCAUGCCACCAUGCAUAUCGCGUAUCGAGUGCAAAGUAUAAAGAGAACUUCCUUUCGUUGAGACUUCGCAGAGCAAGAGCGAAAAGUUGAAGCAAUAAAUUAAAAUUAUGAUAUCGUGAUAAAGAGUUGCAAAAAUGUGUAUGUCGCGUUCAGACAAAAGAGGACCCAGUGCCGGAGAUGCUAUUUCGUGUUAUUUACAACGGUACUGUAUGGGAACGUUCGAACUCCUAUUAAAUACUUCCUUGUAUCGUUCUUUACAAGCUGUGACCUACGGACAUGUACAAAUGGUAUGUUACGAGUGUUUUUAAAGUGAUAGACACUGGUGAUUACUCGGCCAACGCCUGCUCUCAUAGUUAAUUCUCGAUAUCAACUUCAUUAGGACGAAACAUACGAAUAAGAUACAUUGUGCUUGCAUACGUGCUCGGCGAACACGGUUGGAUUGAUAAAAUGUUUGAACGUUCUAGCUUCAUAAUUAAAAGUAUAAUAAUUAUUUAUUAUCACUAACUUCAAAAAUAAAAUUCCAUUCCUAACCUCAAAAAUAAAAUUCUCAAUAAAAAGUCUGAAUUUGAAACUAUUUUGAAGUUCGUCCAUGAAAAACAAGAUGGACGCCAAGAACCACGCGUCGUUCGCCGAGCGGGAAACAGUACAUCUGCAAGACAGCGUAUAUACAGUGUGCCAAGCCCCUCGAAGAUCCUCCGACUGUUUUCGAGUUCCUGUUGCAUAGGCGUUGGCCGCGCGUUCCGAGGAUGCACAGCUCAGGGGCUCUUCGAGACGAACAGCCGCCAUUCGAGUAGGCACACUCGAUCAAAGUGCCUCUUGCUCGUAACCGUCUACCCCGACCACCUUCAUCCUCUCUCAAGCUCGAUCACCUUCUUACCUCGUCGCGCGAUAGUAAAUACACUCUAUCGCCCUUAGUGAACGAAGGUAUUUUUUUCUGGAAGAUGCUUCAUUGUAAAGAAUGUAGGCAGCCAUGUUGUAAUAAGGAUAUGCACUUGGAAACAUUUUUUAUGGAAGAUGUCUUUAUUGUAAAUGAUGUACAAGUCUUGAUAAGGACAAGCACUUGAAAAAAUUUUCCAUGGAAGAUGUCUUCAUUGUAAAUGAUGUACAAGUCUUGAUAAGGACAAGCACUUGAAAAAAUUGCUCAUGGAAGAUGUCUUCAUUGUAAAUGAUGUACAAGUCUUGAUAAGGACAAGCACUUAUAAAAAUUGUCCAUGGAAGAUUGUAAGCUAUGUAGGCGUCCAGUUUCCACAACCUAUCGUCGUUGGAAUAGAAACAUCAAUGGUUGCUGUAGAGUCGAGAUUCCGCUCGUCAUUUGGUAUGCCAUUAAUUAAUUUGGGCCUCGAGAGCCAGCCAGACGCGAGCGACUCGCAAUUAGUGUCAGAGAAUCAGAAUGCACGUGUCUGCCAACUGCUCACAAAUCGAAGAGACAUCGUUCCUGAUCCAUCGAAGAAAAAGCAACCGAAGAGCUUCGUUUUGGAACAGAAUUUUUAUGGGACUGCAACGAAGUUAAUCGAGUCCAAGUUGGCGAACGCAAUGCGGAAAAGCAGGACCUGGUGGUGGUUGUGCGUGCACGCGCACGCAAAACGGAACCUCUUGGAUCGUGACCCGCGUCACGUGACCUUGAUCUACUUUUUCCUCCCCCUUCCGCUGUUUCCUUCUUUUCAAUGAACGCUAAAGGGAAACGGUAGUACAUUUGGCUACAACGUGGCUUCCUUUAGUCCUCCAGUGGAGAACCAGAAAUUCCACAUUUUUGAUUUUCUGAAAACCAAACAUAUGAACCCUUUCCAAUUUUCUAAUUUCUACAAAUCCUCUGGUGUACAUCCUCUUGUGUAAAUUAAAAAGUUUAUAAGCCAGUGGUAAAAUGUUUGCACUAAAAAAUUUUAUUCAUCCAUAUAUUACAUCUUAAACUUAUAUCGUACCACACUGUACAUACAUUGUACAUUGUAUUAUUGUACUCAACAGCUUAAGGAACAACGAAACAACCCUACAAAAGACAGUCCUAAUUUGUAACAAGUCCUAAUUGAACGGUUAUUAAAUAUACGCUUCAAAAUUCCUGCCAUCAUUUAUUUAAAACAACUCAAACAUGAACACAAAAA